AUGCUAGCAUUUUCUCAACUGGUUGUCUGCUUCCUCGCCUUCGCAGCCGCAACAUACGCCUGCCCUCUUCCAAACUGCGGCAGCGGAAUAAGCCGCAGGGCUCGCGACACGGAGGAUGCAAAGGGAAAAAUUGUUGACGGUAGUGCAUCAAUUUUGAAAGAGCCGCAGGAUUCUGGCAAUAACGAAACUGCAAAAGUCCCUGCAGACCUUAAGAAUAAAGAUGAAGACAUUAUGGAAAAAAAAAGAGAGAUAGACUCUAAGGAAGCGACCGAGAAGAAACCAGAAGAAGCAGCGUCUGAGGGAGUAGCUGAGAAGAAACCAGAAGAAGCAGCUUCUGAGGGUGUGAGUGAAAAGAAACCAGAAGAAGCAGCGUCUGAGGAAGUAGCUGAGAAGAAACCAGAAGAAGCAGCUUCUGAAGGA
This is a messenger RNA of Enterobius vermicularis (human pinworm), 420 nucleotides long. The record is from the annotation of a GenBank genome assembly. NCBI's taxonomy places the organism in Eukaryota, Metazoa, Nematoda, Chromadorea, Rhabditida, Oxyuridae.